AUGGGUGUGAUGUGCACAGGUCUGCGGGUGAGCCUAGAACUUGAACUUGAGAGUUGCCGUGCAACAUGGCAAGCCAACCUGCUGCGGAGCCCCCACACCCCCGGUGUGGAGGCUGGCCAGAACAAGGCUUUAUUGCAAACGCUGGGUUUUAUUUUGCUUGUCAAGUGGCUGAGCUGGCGGCGAAGGCUCUUGUGGCAGGAGGGACAGCUUCCCCUGGGGUGGGGUGUCGCGAAUAACGGCUCCCUGGUUUGGUGCCAGAAUCACAAGCAAUGUUCGAAGUGCCUGGAGCCGUGCAAGGAACCAGGGGACCUACGGAAACACCAGUGUCAAAGUUUCUGCGAGCCUCUGUUCCCCAAGAAGAACUACGAGUGCCUAACCAGCUGCGAGUUCCUCCAGUACGUCCUGCUGGUGAAGCAGGGGGACUGCCCGGCCCCCGAGAGGGCCAGUGGGUUUGCGGCCGCCUGCGUGGAGAGCUGCGAUGUGGACCUCGAGUGCUCGGGCGUCAAGAAGUGCUGCUCCAACGGCUGCGGUCACACCUGCCAGGUGCCCAAGACACUCUACAAAGGGGUCCCCUUGAAGCCCAGGAAGGAAUUACGGUUUACCGAGCACCAGUCGGGGCAGCUGGAGGUGAAGUGGUCCUCGAAAUUCAACGUGUCCAUUGAGCCCGUCAUCUACGUGGUGCAAAGAAGAUGGAAUCACGGCAUCCACCCCAGCGAGGACGAUGCCACUCAGUGGCAGACGGUGGCCCAGACCACGGACGAGCGGGUUCAGAUGACCGACAUAAGACCCAGCAGGUGGUACCAGUUCCGAGUGGCGGCCGUCAACGUGCACGGGACUCGGGGUUUCACGGCACCCAGCAAACACUUCCGCUCUUCCAAAGAUCCGUCGGCACCGCCAGCCCCCGCUAACCUCCAACUGGCCAACUCCACCGUCAACAGUGACGGGACCGUGACGGUGACCAUUGCCUGGGACCUCCCGGAGGAGCCAGAUAUCCCCGUGCACCACUACAAGGUGUUUUGGAGCUGGACGGUCAGCAACAAGUCCCUUGUCCCCACCAAGAAGAAGCGGAGGAAAACCACAGACGGGCUCCAGAAUUUCGUGGUCCUGGAGAGACUUCAGCCAGAUUACGACUACACCGUGGAACUGCAGGCCAUCACAUACUGGGGGCAGACCCGCCUCAAGAGCGCCAAGGUGUCCCUUCGCUUCACGUCCCCACACCCCACCAGUUACAAAGAGCAGGUUGGGAAACCUAGCAAAGCUGGGAUCCAAACACAGCCCCCCUUCCAAAGAAGACGGCCCCCGCGCCCCCUGGAAAUCGGAGCUCCUUUCUACCAAGACAACCGGCUGCAAGUCAAGGUCUACUGGAAAAAGACAGAAGAUCCCAGCAUCAACAGAUACCACGUGCAGUGGUUUCCGGAGGUGUGUGCCCACAACCAAACGGCCGGAUCGGAGACAUCAUCUGCCGUGACCCACGAAAAUCACAUCAUUCUUCAGGACCUGUCCUUUUCCUGCAAAUAUAAGGUGAGCGUCCAACCUCUCCGGCCCAAGAGCCACUCGAAGGCAGAGACCAUUUUCUUCUCCACCCCGCCGUGCUCUGCCCUGAAGGGGAAAAGCCACAAGCACGUUAAUUGUCCCGGUGACGCAGGUCCCGUUGGGUCCAAAGUCCUGGCCAAGCCAGAGAACCUUUCCGCCUCCUUCGUGGUCCAAGACGUCAACAUCACGGGGCACUUUUCCUGGAAGAUGACCAAGGCCCACCUCUACCAGCCCAUGACGGGGUUCCAAGUGACGUGGGCGGAGGUCACCACGGAGAGCAGGCAGAACAGUCUGCCCAACAGCAUCAUCUCCCAGUCCCAGAUCCUGCCUUCAGACCAUCACGUGCUCACGGUGCCCAACCUGAGGCCAUCCACCCUUUACCGGCUGGAAGUUCAAGUGCUGACCACCGGAGGAGAAGGGCCGGCCACCAUCAAGACCUUCCGCACGCCAGGCCUGCCGCCCUCGGCUGCCCACAGACCCCACCUGAAACACCCUCACCUGCAUCAUUACAAGCCUUCUCCAGAAAGGUACUGAACUGCUCCAAGGCUUGGAGGGACCGGGGACAUGGCCACGUCCCCCCGCCACCCACCCCCAAAGAAGAGGCAGGUACUUCUGCGAGACCUUCGUCUCCCGGGCAAUUCUGUGCACCUCUGCUAGCCCCAGCUGCUCCUGGAACAGUGCAGUCAGUCCCCAGGACGGACAAGAGUUCCCUCAUGAAAACCAGACCAGGUCCAGUCAACCCUGAAUUUCAGUCUUGUCGACGGUUUUGCUCAUCUCGAUGGACUAUUUGCAGACUCGAGAUCUCCCUGAAUUUGGAACAGUAAAAUAUCAAAGCUGAGGACUGGGACCGGGACCCGGUUCACAUGCAUAUCCCACAUACCUUGAGUCCACAGAUCAGACUUGAUUAAAUUAUUGUUUUGAUUGACAAGCCUUUGGGCCUGACGUCUCCAAUCUUUCAUAAGAGCCUUUUUUAUCAUGGAUGGGUGGUUUUUAACUCACAGACUUUGUACUCUGAAUUACACUCCUAAAUUCGAAUCUAAAAAUGGUCCCGCAUUAAGCGUAUCAGGUUUCUUUUUACACAAAGAAUACUGACGAUCCAGUCUGUGACUUAUUAUUAACCAGACACCACAAAGCAGAGGAACUCAAUGGAUUAAGAUGCUUCCUAGAUUUUUUUUUGCCUUGGAACAAUGAAAAUUCUUUCUCGAGGACACCUUUUAGUAGUUCGCCCAUUGUGGGAGAUUUUCCUGGUGUGUUAACUUAUUUAUUUUGUUAGUGCAGAAAACCACCAUUAAUCUGCUUUGUUUCACUGUCAAGAAAUUACAAAACGUCUUGCUUCAAAUGAAAAGACUGAACCCGUGAGCGUUUUUGAAAGACCUUUAACCGAGUUUGUGUCUUUUCUGAAUCUGAGGGAGCUCAUUUGCACGUGAGAAUGUUCUCCAUGAAGUAAAAGAUAAAUAAAUAAAUAAGCCUUUGAUUGAUAAGAACAAAAGGAUGAUUGUUUCCCUUUCACUAACCUUUACUUUCUCAAAUCUAUUAAAUCUCUUUUGAUUGCAAAAUCUACUCGACUCCAGACCUUCCCCGAGUACAAGGAACUCAAGUCAUGAGACGUCAUCAAGGUCACGGUGGUGCAGAGUUUGGGGGGCGGAGGGGGCAACCUGAAACACAGAACUAUUUGAGUUGAGGGAACACGCACAUCCGUGGUUUAAGAUGUGCAUAGAUGUGCGUCUCUGCAGCACCAGUGUGUGUGUGUGCUCAUCUAUGUCUGUGCAUAUGUCCGUGGGACGAUGUACUCCUACACGAAAUUACCCAGGUACUGACCCCUACAGGAAAAUAACCAGAGCAUGCAUUCGCUAUCCCCAACUAGGAUGGAUUCUAGGGUCAUCACCAGCAUCUGAAUUUCAAUCUCUUAAGAUUUCAAAAACACUGAAACCGUUAACGAUUGGCCACGUGCAUGUCUUUUUACCUAAACCUGUCACGAAACAAGUCAAAAUACGUGUGCCAGCAGAGUUUGGUACUUUUGUAGAGUUAAAAAUGCAGGAGAGUAUGUGCAUAGAUACAAAAAUAUUAUUAAAUUAUUGUGUAAAUUUAAUGCUAUAAAAUUUAAUCGUGCUUCUUUUGUCUGGGGAGGAGACCUCGAGCAAAUAUAUUUUCAGUUCAGAUGAUGAAUCUGAAUCUAACAUCAUCCUUAAGAAAUCCAAAACAGCUUUUAUGAGAGUCUAAUUUUGUUAUGUUACUCAGAUUUUUAAAUUUUAAUAGUGUUACUGGAAGGAAAACACUGUUAAUGAAGUUGUAAAAGAAAUAUGCUUCUUUUUUUGAAUUUUAGUAAUCCCCAGUAAUAAUCAAAUCAUCAAAAAUCGUUAAGUUUUUUUUUGAAUUUUAGAAAUGUGAGUGCCCUAACAAAAGUGACAAAAAUCUAUUCGUUUUUCUUUUCCCAAAAUAAGAUACCAUUUUAGUUCAUCAUUUUUGAAUGUGUUUUAUUGAAAUUAGAUGCAUUUCUCUCCAAUGAGAAAAGUAGAAAUCCAAUGAUUAAAAAAAUCGAGUUCAUCAAUAAUAUCCCCCCACCAGAUACAGAUUCACUCCUUAGUGAUGAAUUUUUCUGUGCCCACAUCUUUUUCUAAGUGGAAUUUCAUGGAAAGGAUUUUUACAAACUACCGUGUGUCCUUUAAAUAGCUCGUUACGGCAUAUGGCGUAUUAAAGAGAAUAAAGUUUAUGACACGUAUUUUGGAAAUGCUUAUUAAGUAAUACUUUCAGAUUAAAAACACACCCAAAUCCUAGAAAUACCCUGCUCCCGACACCCACAUGAACGGACUCAAAUCGAUCAGGAUUUCUCAAAUGUAGCACUUUUAAAUUGAGGCUGCAGACGUCUUUGCUGUAGGGAGCUAUGCAUUGCAGGGUGAUUUCCUGUCCCCCCAGGGGGCACGAGAAGACCCCAUGGAGAACUGGUGCUCGAGAGUGAUCUUUACUGAAAAGAUGAGAAUUUGCCCUUUAUAAGAAACCCAAUCAUUGGCAGGAGAAAAGCCCCAGGAACUGUGGGUUAGCCAAGAAACGAAUAGACUCUAAUUUUGUUCCUACAUCCCGUGCAAAAUGUAGUUUCCAGACUGAAUUUCAGCUUGUGUCUGCAUCCUGCAAGAGCACAUAUUCAUCUUGCCCCAUGUAUCAGCAAAUGCCACGUACAAUACUGACUUAUUUAUGUCCUUUAUUACUCUGUGUCCACCGUGUUUCAAAUUCACACACCCCCAUAAUGGCAAAUAACACUAAAUCUUAAUAAAUGAGGAUUUACACCAUAACCAGAGCACCAAGGCUAAGUAUCUGCAUGUUCCUGAAACUUCAUCUUGAAAUGUAAAGGGAUCCGUGCAGACGUGCACUCUCACCUGUGAUUUUGCAUGACCACGGUCGGUUUCCUGUGAGGCUUGGACCCGCCUGACUGUGUUACCUCUGCUGAAUAUUUUAGCAACUUAUCCAGUUUAUAGAGUGAUUAACUGAGUUCUCUAUAAAGCUAUUAUUUUUUCUCCUCUUUAACUAUAUCGUAGUUUGCAGAUAACAGAGCUGUUACCCUCUCACCCCAAAAGGUCUGUGGAAGUCAUGUCGCUUCUCGCACGGUCAUUGAAAGUCAGUAUUUAUUUAUGUGUGUAAUAAAAAAACAGUCGGAUUUCUGUGUAUGUCUGUCGUGUUAUUUAGAGAGAAGUAACCUUGUAAAAAACGUUUUGUAAAAAGAAAAAACAAGGAAGUAUUGUACAUAGCCUGAUAUUCCAUGACUCGCGUGAUUUUCCCGUUAGAGUUUGUACAUACUGAUUCAGUAAUAAAGCAUCUUUAAACCCGU
Ictidomys tridecemlineatus (thirteen-lined ground squirrel) is the source of this 5353-nucleotide messenger RNA. Lineage: Eukaryota; Metazoa; Chordata; Mammalia; Rodentia; Sciuridae. The record is from RefSeq and is a predicted model, not a curated record.